AUUCGCAGCCGCAUCUAGUCCCCUUCAACAGUAACUUCGGGUCCAGUCCGCUUGUGGCGCGCCAGUGUUUCCGUAGCAAGCGACCUCCUUGGUCUGUUACGACCCCGGUGUGCCGUGGAGACGGAAACCCUCGGAAACCUUGACCGAACGCAUACUACAUUCCGUUGUCAUGUCAUCAGCCCGUCUCUUGGAUUUGUUCAAAAGGGACCUGGAAAAUCUUAAGGAUAAUGAUAAGUACAAAAUCAGUGCUCUGACUGUCUUCGCAAGGGAUCACAAAGAUGAAGAAAAUAUCCCCGAGGGUAUAGUUGAUUUGACUACGAAACAUGUCCAUUCGGUAAGUCUCAUACUUUUUCUGUGUCCUGCACUCUAAUGGUGCAGAUGCUCCAACCACCAAUAAAUUCUUCCAAUUAUCUGUUCUUUUUGCUGGUAUCUGGGCGGGUUAGUGAGCGAAGUAACUGAUGAAUGUGAUACACUGAUGCUUCGCGGCAUCUUCGACAGAAAGUCGUCAGGUGCGUUUAAUAGGAAAGCAUAUUAAUUUUAAGCGGUUCUUGCACUCGCUUAUAAGCAGUUGGGUAUUCGUUGGGAUUAUGUUUUCAGUGCGCAUAUCGCUGCAGGUUUCGAAGGCUAAUCUAAGCGGCGCACCUCCGCCCUUCCCGUCGCUCCUUUUCAGAUACCGGCUGGACUCAAGCUGUUGGGCCUGUACGUGAUCGAUUCAAUAGUUAAGAACGUAGGUGUCCCGUUCAGAAAGCUUUACACCGGUACCAUAGUCGACGCCUUCGUUCACUCGUUCCAGGCGGUAAGUUUUUCUAUUACCCUAACCAAUUACUGUUCCAGAUUCGUGACGAAAAGGGACGGCUUAAGCUGUACAACCUACGAACUACCUGGAAAGAUAUAUUCCCGAACACUCGAAUGUACGAACUUGACAUACGGGUUCGCGAGCACGAUCCUGCGUGGCCGCUGCUAGCUACUCCACCGGAAAGCAAAUCGGCAUUCCGGUCGCUGCCCAGCAUUCCAAAAUUACAACCUAAGCCCGAGGUCAAAGACAGCGAUAUUGAAGGCAGUGACACGACUUCCAAAGCCAUUAUAUCUGCUUCUCGUGACCCGCGACUGAACAGGAAACGCAAAUCCCCUUCCACGGCUCAACCCUCAAGUCCUGGUGAGGAGUUUCUUAUCGAUCGCUCUGGGGACCAGAAAAUGGAAUCUGUCGCCCGAAAACAAGGAAAGCAAGAGGCUGCAGAGCAACCUAAAAAGACUUCCUUAUUCGGAGGUGAAGAUCUAGACAUGCGUUCCCAGUUAACACCUCCCCUACCUUCCCCUGCUAGAUCAGGUGUGUGGUCAAGUUAUAUAGACAAGCAUGCAGAGGUUUGCUCCCGUCGGGAGUUAAAGGAUGUCGAUAUGAGAGUUAGUACGACAGUCAGUAGCGACAAACCGACAGGUUCCAUUGAUUCUUCUGUCACAUCUCCUCUAGUGAACUCUGAGCCAUUACGAGUUCCUGUUCUGUCCUCUGAAAUCAGGGAACCAUCGAGGCAGCCCUUCGUACAACCACACCAGCCUUCCCAGAAUGCGAUCUUACCUACCCAACCCUUCACUGAUGCAACUCACGGAAUUGUUCCGACGACACGUGAGCCGAAUCUCAUGUUCCCUCCUCCUACGCCCCAUCCGAUCACUCUACAUUCCGCACCACCUCCAGUUUAUCACAUGCAUAAUCCCCCUCCUUUCAGUCCUGAUCUUAUGAAUGAGCGCCCGCCUCCGGUUCCGAAACUGUUCACCGUACCUUCACAUCCACCGUUUCGGGGCCCACCAAUAUCUGGACCCCUGUGGAGCGUGGAAAUUGAUGGGUUUCCAGACAUGGUCAAUAUUGGAGUUGAUCCUCGAAUGCUUUCUUUGGUACCACAUCCGAAACCCCCGAGGCGCAUUACCAUAGAUGGUCGGCGGUACAGUUUGCUCCUAGACAGAGUGCAACCACUCAUCAUGGUUGGAGAUCAGGUUCAUGCUGUCCGCUUUCGUUGCGAAUUUGCUACCGUUUUGAUCAACGGACGUUGCUUUACUAUUCCCGGAACUGGUUUCACAAAAAUUAUGGUCGGAUGGCGACCGUAUCAGGCUUACCUUGGCGGUCCCGGCCAUGAAUUGAUAAUUGAUGGUAUGCCACACACUAUUCCAUUAGGUUCCCAGCUUACUUUUAUUACGGUGGGAACCCAUUCCGUCGGAGUUAAAUUUGUCGGCGAACUACCCCGAAAUGUCAAUGUUUUACCACCUAUACCUCCUCGGCUGCUUAAGUGGGCUGGUCAAGGUUUGUUUGGGUCACCAAGGAGUCUUCAUCGGGUUCCCCUCAACCCAUUGGCGGAGCUCUCUCGAUUAGCGGAGGGUAGGUCUUUUGCUUCUCACCGAUCAACAGAAGUAAAAAUGCGGACAGAAUUCAAUCACACCCACAUGCCCGACUCUUCUGUUUUCAACGAAGUUGGCACUCCACCGGUCUCAGUGCCUAACUACGCCCCCCCGACGUCUGCUCCAGUGAUGGAAGCCCCGGUCACUACGUCGACCCACGCAGAUCCGCCUGUCGUUACUUCGAACACUUCACCUCUUAUUGAUGUACAUGCAUUAUUCCAAAAGUUGGUGAAGGCUGGUAUUGUAACGGACACAACGACACAGCCACUUCCAGAGUUGGGUACCUACAGUUGGGAUCGUUUCAAGGUUCCGUGUUUGACCGAAACUAAUGCCAUUUACAACGGUCAUCAGUGUAGUCAGUGUGGUCUACGCUUUCAAAGUGAUCUGUCAUCUGAAUUUGCUGCGCACUUGGAUUAUCACUACAUGAAGAAUUCGAGCGAGCAUGACCGGCGCAGCAGAAACUUUUAUCAACCUGCUCGUUACUGGCUACUCAGUGAAACAGUCAACGAAGGGACGUCUCAAUUCGACCCAGGGACUCCGGUUCCCGAUCUCCAGGAAUCAAAAUGUCCAGCUUUCGCGGAUCCAUCAAAAAACAUCUGUGCCGUAUGCUAUGAGAAGUUCGAUGUGUUUUGGGAUCACGACGAAGAGGAAUGGAUGCUACGCGAUGCUGUCCUGUUGCAAGAUAAGGUGUAUCAUCCCAUUUGUCAGGAGGAUGCUGGUAAAGAAUUCCCCUUUGUCAGUGUAAGUCCCAACUCUUCUCCCAUUCUUCUUCCUUUAUUGUCAUAUUACUGACCGAUAUUUGCUUGACUUUAUUAUGCGUCUUCACCUGGAACAGUAGGACCAACUUUCCUUUACCAUUUGCAGUAUUCUCCAGUAUUUUUGCCAACACAAAAGGUAUGGUUAGCUGAUAACCACAAAACGCUCACUGUAUUUUAUGAGUAUUUAUAUGCUCCUGAUAUAAACUAAAUAAAAGCAAACUGUUUGACGCCUCACCUCGAACCUUGCGAUCUGAGGCCAUUAGUGAAAUAUACUUUAGUACAAGUGCAUCGAUCCCUAAUUUUUUCUUCAUUAGACAUCUGGUAUCAGCGUUACCUAGUUAAUUUUUCCAUUGAUGUACCUUCCGCGUCUGUUUGAGUUCUUCUUAUCAUAACUUCAGUAGGGUUGUCCAUUGGCUCUUCAUAGAACUACUUGCGACAUAAAGUCUUCACAUUUACUCGUCGAAAGCUACCUUAACUAUACAGGCAUGCCUCGCAUUGAUGCGAAUAAAGUAUUUGCAACUUAGUAUAGCCUACUGGUCACUGGGGUCACUUUCCAUCUACUAUUUUGCAAAUCUCUCCGCUGUUUUAACUGUAUUUUGUCACCACGUGGAAGCAGCGCUUUACUCAUCUGUAAACGCCUUCACGGAUAUUGCGUAGUGCACUGUAGUUCGUAGCCCUCGUCUAUCUGAGUCUUUAAAUCCGCCAUUACCUUUUCGCUGAACAUUAACCUUAUGCUAUCUACUGUGAGUAUAUCGGUUUCGCAAGAUUACUUUGAUAACCUCUUUGGUCAAACUAUUUCCAAGGUUACUGCGACCUUCUUGCUCUAUCCAUAUUUUGCAUAUGAAGGCCGAGCUACCGCACACUUUGCAAUUUGUUGCUUUUGGACACGACGUUUUAGACCAAUUUAAACCAAUUAUAAGGAAAUGUUUCAGCAAAACUUUGCCCUCUCGACUGGACACAAAUACGGAGGAUUCUAUUCAGCCAUGUGCGAUUGUUUUCCGGGAAUGCGGGGUCGUUUACUCGAGUGACAACGAUGCCACCUAUUUUGCUUUUGUUUGUCUAUUUGUACAAUCGUACACUUAUGAUGAUAUCAUCUUGCUCCACCUGCACUUGCUACAGUAAAGUGCUGCAAAUACACCCAUCCGAGUACAUAAAGCUCAUCUUGACGUGGCAUGACUUAAGAAUCGCCUCCGCGUUUAUUCUUGGCUCAUAUCCAUCUGCGACCUAUGGGUGUUCUACUUUGAUUUAAGAUGUUGGUUUGGUCCAUAGUUGACUCUUUCCAGCCCCAUCAAGCCGUUCCCCUUAUGCUACUGGCUCCUGAUGCAACAGUGCAUACUAUGUAGCGGGGCCUCUAAAUUCGGUGGGAUUUAUCGACACACGCUCAUCUUCGCUAUUUUAUUACCCUCUUAUAUUAAUUCAUCGGUUUUUCGUUGAGCGGAUUGCGUCCUGAUUACCUACAGUCGCGACAUUCUGAAAAAUCGGCGCGCUUUUACUGACAUGAACCUAGCACUUUUUCUGGUCAGUCUGUAUG
Molecule: messenger RNA, 4674 nt
Organism: Dicrocoelium dendriticum
Lineage: Eukaryota; Metazoa; Platyhelminthes; Trematoda; Plagiorchiida; Dicrocoeliidae
Source: the annotation of a GenBank genome assembly